Molecule: messenger RNA, 819 nt
Organism: Acanthocheilonema viteae
Lineage: Eukaryota; Metazoa; Nematoda; Chromadorea; Rhabditida; Onchocercidae
Source: the annotation of a GenBank genome assembly
AUGCAAAAAAACAUUGAAGAAUCGACGGAAAUGAACAUGCACGAAAAAGAAGCUUUGAAAAUGAUAUUAAAAAUGAAAGCAAAUAUGUCAAUGACAAAUUCUCAAGAAAAUAAAGCAGUCGAUCAGUUUAUGAAGUCGUUUAAUCGAACUGAUCGUAUAAAAUUGCACGUGCUUCUACGUCGAAUUAUACUGCAAAGCAAACGUAACCAUCUUCCGAUUCCGAGAAUAAAUGAACCAUCUGACGAUGCAGAAUCAGAUGAAUUAGAUAAAUCAGAUGAAUCAGAUGAAAAAGAAUCAGAUGGAAUUUUAGUCGAAUGUGAACCAUGCAAUUGCUUUUAUUCGGAAGAGCCAUUCAACUUUCGGAAAUUCGAUUUAAAUUUGACGUUUGAUCAUAAAUCUAUGAAAAAUGUGGGACAAUGUAUCAAAGUAAAUGGAUAUGCUGUGCAUGAUAUUAUGGUUCAUCUGAUGGUACAAAACUUUGCUGGAUGUUUACCUGCUUCGAAAUUUCGUGCCACUGUUGGACGACGAAUAUUGGAAGAAGUAUUAAACGAAUGUUUAGGAGGACAUAUAUUUGAAUCGAAAAAUGCUGAGCAACUCAGCAAUUCAAUAGCCUCCAUAAUUCGAAAUCGUUUGAAAGGACUUAAUUUACCAAAAUAUAAGUACAUAAUUCAAGCAAUCUUGGGCGAAGAAUGUGGACAAAAAGUUCGGGCACAUGCGGCAUGCAUGUGGGAUAGCGAUACCGAUUCAAUGGCGCACUAUGUCUAUUCAAACGAUCAUUUGUUUUGUGAAGCAACAAUAUUUGCCGUAUUUCACUACUAA